Bathycoccus prasinos is the source of this 1047-nucleotide messenger RNA. RefSeq lists its product as hypothetical. The record is from RefSeq and is a predicted model, not a curated record. Lineage: Eukaryota; Viridiplantae; Chlorophyta; Mamiellophyceae; Mamiellales; Bathycoccaceae. Bases 1 to 1047 code for a protein of 348 amino acids. The transcript has 2 exons.
AUGGAAAACAUUUUACCUAAACACAGCGCGGGUACAUGCGAUGCGUUCUCGGCGCUCUCAUCGCGUCGUUCUGUCCGCGCAAAAUCGGCGUCAUCAUCACCACCAUCAUCUAACAACCGACGACGUUUCCAAUUCGUCCAAUACGGCGACACCUUGCCCGCGAAUUAUUCGAUGAUGAAAACCAUCGCGUGCGAUGGAAACGUUUCCGGGGCAACCGUGCAACUCACGCACUGGACAGGAAACGAGACCGAGGAGAAGUAUUACGCGGACACGAGCACGGAAAUUGCGAUGAAUUUUAUCGAGCACAAUAACGAGGACGAUUCGGGCGAGUACGCAGACGCGAUCGUUUUGAACAACCACUACGAUACCGACGGCGUUUUGAGCUGCUUCGCGUUACUGGAACCAGAGUUUGCUUUGAAACAUAAACAGAUAUUCAUCGAAGCGGCCGAGAGCGGGGAUUUCGGGGAGUUUAGUUCGGAAAACGGAGUGAAGUUGGACAUCGCGUUGUCUUCGAUUUGCGAUCCGUUGAGUUCGCUGUGCGUGACGGACGACGACGAGUUGGCGUAUUCGUUGGCGUUCGAGAAAGUGAAAGGCGUGGUGGAGCGGCUGAACGAGGACGUCGGCGAGGAAUUGUGGAAGGAAGGGUACGACCAAGUGUUGGAGGCGGAGAAGGUGUUUGAGAGAGGGAACGCGAGAGUGCGACGGAGCGAGAAGGAUGCGAGAUUGGCGAUUGUUGAAUCGAGGACGGAGGACGGGUAUCUUUCGUCGCAAGCGGUGCACAAGAAGUUGAAAGAGAUUGGCGCGGACGGCGUCGGGGAGAAUCCGGUGUUGCGAGUGUUGAGGGCGACGAAAGACGAAUCGAGCGGAAAAUAUAGGUACUUUUACGAGAAACCGAGCUACGGUUGGGUGAAGAAGUUGCAAAAAAGAAGAGAGAUUCCAGACGUGGACGCGGACGUUUUGGCGGAGAAUUUGAGCGGAAGUAGUAGUAGCAGUUGGUCCAAAGGCGGGCCUUUGGGUCUCUCCGCCAUUUGCCAAAUGAACGAAUAG